Molecule: messenger RNA, 1267 nt
Organism: Glycine soja
Lineage: Eukaryota; Viridiplantae; Streptophyta; Magnoliopsida; Fabales; Fabaceae
Product: superoxide dismutase [Cu-Zn], chloroplastic-like
Exons: 8
Coding region: 304-918 (204 amino acids)
Biological process (GO): removal of superoxide radicals
Molecular function (GO): superoxide dismutase activity; copper ion binding
Source: RefSeq, a predicted model, not a curated record
AUUGUUGGGAGAGCAAAGCAAACAUUUAUUCUAAUAUAAUUUUGCACGCUUUAAAGAAUUUAGUUUCUAAUUGUUUGCGAUGCACAGAUUUAUAAGUUUGGGUAGUUUUCUUUUCUUUUUCUCAGUGCUAGAAAAAAACUAAAUUUAAGAAGCAGACAAAAAGCAAAAGGUCUAGAGUGUGGAGAGUAAGCAGUGGCUCUGUGAGUGAGUGAGGAUUAUAUAAUUUGCUUUCACCACCAACCAACCACAAAUUCACACACACAUAUUCUUUGUUGCAAUAUCACAAACACCUCGUCCGUCACAAUGCAGCUAGCUGUGGCGGCCAACGCUGUCGUUUCACCGUCGCCGUUCCGACCUCAUCCCCUUCUCCGGUCAUCCUUCUCCGGCGUCUCCGUUAAGCUCACUCCCCAAUCCAUAACGUUUUCACGCUUGAAGCCCCUCACCGUCUUCGCCGCCACCAAGAAGGCCGUCGCUGUCCUCAAGGGGACCUCCGCCGUCGAAGGCGUCGCCACUCUCAUCCAAGAAGACGAUGGCCCGACGACAGUUUCUGUUAGCAUCACUGGCCUUACUCCGGGGCUUCAUGGUUUUCACCUACAUGAGUAUGGUGAUACCACAAAUGGGUGUAUAUCAACAGGAGCACAUUUUAAUCCUAAUAACUUGACACAUGGUGCUCCUGAGGAUGAAGUCCGUCAUGCGGGUGACCUGGGAAACAUAGUUGCUAAUGCAGAGGGGGUUGCAGAGGCUACAAUUGUGGAUAAUCAGAUACCACUCUCUGGCCCUAAUUCAGUAGUUGGAAGAGCCUUGGUGGUCCAUGAGCUUGAGGAUGACCUUGGAAAGGGUGGGCAUGAACUCAGUUUGACAACUGGAAAUGCUGGUGGAAGAUUAGCGUGUGGUGUGGUUGGUUUGACUCCAGCAUAAAUAGUGAAGCAAAUGUUUUUGUAGCAGUCGUGUUAUUUUAUCUGAUGUUAUGUCUUCUGUGAAGCAUGAUGACUCACGUUCUUACUUUCUUCAGUUACCAAUGCAAACUGUAAAGCAUAAUGUCCUUCUAAAGAUGAGUGUGCAAAUGAAUCGUGAAAACAUGUUAGUCCUUUACUGGAGAUUCAUCAUGCAGUCGAGUGUGUACUCCCCAAUAAAAUUCAUCAUGCGGUCAGAUGUUUAUUCCCCAACGAAAUUGAUUUGUGUAGUCCUUGUUGCCUGCUUGAGAAAGAACCUAUGUUAAUAUUCUAUAUUAAUUAUGCAAGUGCAACAACUGGUUACUUGUGUCUAA